AUGGAGGACGACGGCGACUCCUCCGUUGGGGACGCCCGCCGGGGCGCCAACGGCCAUGCGUCCCUCUACCGACUUGACUCAAAUCAGAGUCGGUCUAGUGUGUUUGAGGAUGUUGAGAUGGCGCAUGACGAGCUAUACUCGGGGCCCAUGGCCGAGAGUCUCCCGACCAGCGUGUCUGCUUUCUCCCACCGUCGUGCCCGCGCAGACUCGACUGCCAGCUUCACCUUCUACCAGGACGAGGAAGAAGAAUCAGGGCCAUUUCUCCAAGUAGAUAGUGCCAAUCUUGAGGACCUCGACGAGAUCCCGUUUGUCGAAGAUUUCGAGGACGAGGAGGACUCAUCCGACCAGCAACGUGCGGCUUCGGAUAACGACUACGUCCUGCACCGGCGGUCCUCGACCCAAUCCAGAGGCUCUGUGCACAGCAGGCUGCUGCGUAGGGAUAGUACUAUGACUGAGGCGAGUGGCUACGGCACCGGUCGCUCCAGCCAGAAGAUCUACAUGGUCAACGAGGAUCUCUACAUCGUUAUCGCUGGGUUCCGCACCAGCCAGAUCGGCCUGGCUGCAUACAUAGCCAUAUGUCUGGUCACCCUGGGUAUAGGCUGGCUCGUGUUUCGGUGGGUGCCCCGUUGGCAUAUCAAAAUCAUCGGACGGCCAUCUGCCCUUGGAGAAAGCACCUGGGCCGUGGUCGAGAAUCAAUGGGGAGAGAUGUCCAUCCUCGACAUCGACGCGAAGCCGUACGGCCGUCCCCUUUCCUCCGUUUUUGGCCCACCGGGGAAGGAGGCUAGGUACAUCCCUGACGAAGACCAGGAUCCUAUCCUCAACGAACUGCGCACUCUCAGUUACCGCUACGUGCGCUUCUAUUUCCACCCUCUUCGAGACAAGUUUCUGCUCUGCAACGGCUGGAAAGACCCGGCGUGGGUCGACGUGCGCGAACUCCGCGCAGGCAUGGACAGCGAGGAGAAAAGCCAUCGUGAUCUCGUAUUUGGGCCUAAUCUUAUCGAUAUUGAAGACAAGUCCGUCUUUCGCCUUCUCGUCGAUGAGGUUUUCCAUCCAUUUUACGUCUUUCAGAUCGCUAGUCUAAUACUCUGGUCCAUGGAUGAGUAUUAUUACUAUGCUAUCGCCAUCUUCUUGAUGUCGGUAGGAAGUAUAGUCGCGACACUCAUCGAGACCCGAUCGACUAUGAAACGACUCCGCGAGAUCUCGCGAUUCGAGUGCGACGUACGAGUACUUCGAAAUGGCUUCUGGCGUUACAUUGCAUCGGGUGACCUUGUACCUGGUGAUGUCUACGAGAUCAGCGACCCCAGUCUUACGCAGUUUCCGAGCGAUAGCCUUUUGCUAAGCGGUGACUGCAUCGUCAAUGAAAGCAUGCUGACAGGCGAAUCGGUUCCGGUGUCCAAAGUGCCAGCCACAGACGAGACCCUCCGCCAUCUUGAUCUUGCGGCGGCCUCAAUCUCACCCGAGACGGCAAGACACUUCUUGUUUUGCGGCACAAAGAUCAUUCGAGCUCGGCGACCCCAGGAUGACCGCGAUGAAGAGGCCGUGGCUCUGGCCAUGGUGGUCCGGACCGGAUUCAACACCACGAAGGGCGCUCUUGUUCGUUCAAUGUUGUUCCCCAAACCGUCUGGGUUCAAGUUCUACCGGGAUUCUUUUCGCUACAUCUCAAUCAUGGCUUGUGUUGCCGUGCUGGGUUUCAUCGCGUCCUUCGUCAACUUUAUCCGACUCAAGCUUGCCUGGCAUUUGAUCAUUGUUCGCGCCCUUGAUCUGAUCACAAUCGUCGUUCCCCCUGCACUUCCAGCCACUCUGACCAUUGGUAUAAAUUUUGCCCUCACUCGUCUCCGAUCGAAGCAGAUCUUCUGCAUCAGCCCUCAGCGAGUCAAUGUCGGUGGCAAACUGGACAUUAUGUGUUUCGACAAAACAGGCACCCUGACCGAGGAAGGACUGGAUAUACUUGGCGUGAGAGUGGUCUCAAAGGCGACAAACAAGUUUAGCGACGUUGUGACUGAGCCUGCGGCAAUGGUCCCUGCCCGGGAUCCUCAUAAUUCCGGACAACCUCUAGAAACAGCGCAACGGGCUGCCUUGUACACAAUGGCGACCUGUCAUUCUCUGCGAUCAGUGGAUGACUCACUGGUCGGCGACCCUCUAGAUCUCAAAAUGUUUGAAUUCACCGGCUGGUCUUUCGAAGAAGGCAAACAGAGUGCCGGGGACCAGAACGAUGAAGAGCAAGGAGGUCUGUCGCCUUCUAUUGCCAGGCCGCCCCCAGCCAUGGUCUACGAUCUAGACAGCAGAUCUCAGAGUGCUUCUGAACAGCCCUUUGAACUUGGUGUUGUCAAGUCCUUCGAGUUUGUCUCGCAACUCCGCCGCGCAAGCGUCAUUGUUCGCGUCUUCGGAGAACAAAGUGGAGAUAUCUACGUCAAGGGAGCUCCCGAGUGCAUGCGUGAGAUCUGCAAGCCAGAGAGCUUCCCCUCGGACUACGAAGAGCUCCUGUCAUAUUAUACCCACAAGGGAUAUCGAGUGAUCGGUUGCGCCACCAAACAUGUCAAGAAGCUGAGCUGGGUCAAGGCCCAGAAGAUGAAGCGACACGAAGCGGAGUCUGGACUGGACUUUGUUGGUUUCAUCAUCUUUGAGAACAAGCUGAAGCCAACUACCACGGCGGUGAUUGAUGAGCUCUUGCGGUCCAAUAUUGGAUGCGUGAUGGUCACUGGCGACAACAUUUUGACAGCCAUCAGUGUUGCCCGCGAGUGCAACAUGAUCAACAAAACAGCCCAUUGUUUUGUUCCUCAUUUCGUAGAAGGAGACGCGAGAAAUCCCAAUUCGCGGUUGCAGUGGGAGAGUAUCGAUGACAAUAUCUAUAAACUAGACGAGAACACGCUUAUGCCUUUGCCGCCCCCUGUCAAUGGCGAUGCUUCGUUGCCGUACGACAUCUCGAAUUUGAGAAACUAUUCCAUUGCAGUCAGCGGGGAUGUUUUCCGAUGGGUUGUAGACUUUGCGAAGCCGGAGCUAUUACAGCGUAUGCUUGUUUGCGGCAAGGUCUUCGCCCGUAUGUCUCCUGACGAGAAACACGAACUGGUCGAGAAGCUCCAGAGCAUUGACUACUGCUGCGGCUUCUGCGGCGAUGGAGCCAACGACUGUGGUGCGCUCAAAGCUGCGGACGUGGGUAUCUCGCUAUCUGAGGCAGAGGCUUCAGUAGCGGCACCCUUCACCUCGCGGGUCUUUGAUAUCCGCUGUGUGCCGCAGGUCAUUAGGGAGGGACGCGCAGCUCUUGUCACCAGCUUCAGCUGUUUCAAGUACAUGAGCCUGUACUCCGCUAUUCAAUUUACCUCCUUCCUCUUCAUCGACCUGGCGUUGAUCCUGCCCAUUGCCGUGUUCAUGAGCUGGUCGGGACCCUUCCCUGAGUUGUGUCGAAAGAGGCCAACCGCGAACCUCGUCUCCCGCAAGGUCUUGACUCCGCUGCUUGGCCAGAUGUGCAUCUGCAUUGCGAUACAGACGAUUGCCUUCAUUUUGGUUCGGAGACAGCCUUGGUACAUCCCCCCUAUCAUCAAGCACCAGAAGACCAACAUUAAGAACUCGGACAAUACGGCCCUCUUCCUGACGUCUUGUUUCGAAUACAUCUUUGCAGGAGUUGUGCUUAAUGCCGGUCCACCGUUUCGACAGGGCGUUUGGAAGAAUCUGCCCUUUGUUGCAACCAUUGCGGUCGCGGUACUGAUAACACUCUACAUGAUCCUUGGGCCAGCGCAUUGGGUCAAGAAGUUGAUGCAGCUGACCAAGAUCAGCUGGAGUUUCAAGGGGACCAUCAUCGGUCUGGGUGUGAUAUUCCUUGUUGUUGCUUGGGUGGCAGAGCACUACCUAUUCCCGAAGCUGGCGAGGCUGAUCGGGCAGGUCAAGGAGGCAAUCACGCAAAAAUCAAAGAAGAGAAAGGAGUACAAGCUCAUUCAGGAGAGAAUGAGGACCUAG
Molecule: messenger RNA, 3951 nt
Organism: Thyridium curvatum
Lineage: Eukaryota; Fungi; Ascomycota; Sordariomycetes; Thyridiales; Thyridiaceae
Exons: 9
Coding region: 1-3951 (1316 amino acids)
Biological process (GO): intracellular calcium ion homeostasis
Cellular component (GO): membrane
Molecular function (GO): P-type ion transporter activity; ATPase-coupled monoatomic cation transmembrane transporter activity; ATP binding
Source: RefSeq, a predicted model, not a curated record